GGCAACCACUGCCAGCCCUGCGCCGGAGGAGCAGAAGGCCCAAGCAGCCCCCGAGGAGGCAGCCACAGUGACGGCGCCAGAGAGGGUUGUGGGCAAUGGCCGGGCCCCGGACGUGGCCCCUGAGGAGGCAGAUGAGGCCAAGAAGGAGGACUUCUCAGAGGCGGACUUGGUGGACGUGAGCGCCUACAGUGGGAUCGGGGAGGACUCUGGGGGCAGUGCCCUGGAGGAAGACGAUGAAGACGACGAGGAGGAUGGGGAGCCCCCCUACGAGCCCGAGUCCGGGUGCGUGGAGAUCCCGGGGCUCUCGGAGGAGGAAGACCCAGCCCCGAGCCGGAAGAUCCAUUUCAGCACCGCGCCGAUCCAAGUGUUCAGCACCUACUCCAAUGAGGACUAUGAUCGGCGCAACGAGGACGUGGAUCCCAUGGCGGCCUCUGCCGAGUACGAGCUGGAGAAGCGGGUGGAGAGGUUGGAGCUGUUUCCUGUGGAGCUGGAGAAGGACUCCGAGGGCCUGGGCAUCAGCAUCAUUGGCAUGGGGGCCGGCGCGGACAUGGGCCUGGAGAAGCUGGGCAUCUUCGUCAAGACUGUGACCGAGGGUGGCGCGGCCCACCGGGACGGCAGGAUCCAGGUGAAUGACCUCCUGGUGGAAGUAGAUGGCACGAGUCUGGUGGGGGUGACCCAGAGCUUUGCAGCCUCCGUGCUCCGGAACACCAAGGGCCGAGUGCGGUUUAUGAUUGGCCGGGAGCGGCCAGGAGAGCAGAGCGAAGUGGCCCAGCUAAUCCAACAGACCCUGGAACAGGAACGAUGGCAGCGGGAGAUGAUGGAACAGAGAUACGCCCAGUACGGGGAGGAUGACGAAGAGACAGGGGAGUAUGCCACUGACGAGGAUGAGGAGCUGAGCCCCACAUUCCCGGGUGGCGAGAUGGCCAUCGAGGUGUUCGAGCUGGCAGAGAACGAGGAUGCGCUGUCCCCCGUGGACAUGGAGCCUGAGAAACUGGUGCACAAGUUCAAAGAGCUCCAGAUCAAGCAUGCCGUGACCGAGGCAGAGAUCCAGCAGCUGAAGAGAAAGCUGCAAAGCCUGGAGCAGGAGAAGGGGCGCUGGCGGGUGGAGAAGGCCCAGCUGGAGCAGAGUGUGGAGGAGAACAAGGAGCGCAUGGAGAAGCUGGAGGGCUACUGGGGCGAGGCCCAGAGCCUGUGCCAGGCCGUGGAUGAGCACCUGCGGGAGACCCAGGCCCAGUACCAGGCCUUGGAGCGCAAGUACAGCAAGGCCAAGCGCCUCAUCAAGGACUACCAGCAGAAGGAGAUUGAAUUCCUGAAAAAGGAGACCGCACAGCGUCGGGUGUUGGAGGAGUCAGAACUGGCCAGGAAGGAAGAGAUGGACAAGCUUCUGGACAAGAUCUCAGAGCUGGAAGGAAACCUGCAAACACUGAGGAAUUCCAAUUCUACUUAACAGGAAUCAUUCCUUGACCGGACAAUUAAGAAUCUGUUCCCAUCAUCCUCCCUUCCCUGUCCUUACUACCCCACCCCACCCCUAUCCAGCCUGGGGACAGGUGCCCCGACUCCCCCUCCCCAUCCACCCAACCUCCCCCAGCUUCAGGGACCAGAGGGACCUUAUCACAGGCCCCUUAAGGUGGUGGCCCGGGCGGACAGAGGUGGCUGGAAGGGUGGCCUCCUUCUUGCCCCGUGGGGUUGAGGGAGAGGCCGAGAGAUGCCGAGGGCUGGCCUGGGUGUGGAUGGACUCAAGGACCUGCAGACCAAACUGCCAGACUUUACAACCUCCAGCUUUUGUCUCUGGACUGGAAUGGGGCUGGGGGCUUUCCCAGCAUCUCCUCAACUGGAGGCUGCUCCCUGCCCAUGGGGCACCUUGACUGAGUCACCUUCUUGGCCCUGCCCUCUUCCCCCCAUCCUUGUGCUGUCUGUUGCAUUCCAGCCCUCCUGUCUGGGGGGUUGCCUCAACACCACCUCCCGUCCUUGUUCCCUAUCCCAGGAGGGAUAGUCCACCCCAGAGCCCGAGUCUGGGCCUGGCCCUGCACUGAUUUCUCAUGUAUCCUUCGGGAAAAGGGGAGUGAGUAGGAAAAAGGGAGAGUCCAGGACACCUGGUUCCCAGCUCCCCCUUUCCUGGGGCAGCAGCCCUCUAUUUUUCCUUGUGCCUCCCAUCUCCCAGGUGCCAAAUAGCCAUAACCUCCUCCUGGAACUGUUCAACCUCUCUGGGUCCAGAUUUCCUGGCCAAGCCUGGGAAUGCCAGGGAGAGAGGCCAGCUUUGGGGGCCUGGCUGCAAGACCCUGGUCUUAGGCAAGGAGAACACUUCUCCCUGGAGAGCCAGGCCCGCUGGCCCUGCCCUGCCCAGGGCGACACCUGGAAGCCUUGUACUAACAUCGCAGAAAUUCAGCCUCACCCCACCCCUACCCCACAGUUUUCCCAUAUUUUGACUGGAGGGCAACAUUUUACUACUACUCAUCUUUUUGGAGACCAAGGCUGCUCUGCUGGCAGCCUGCUUUCUAAGUGAAAUCGACUCCGUUUCCCCACUUUAACCCCAAAUUGUGGCUUGGACCAAGGGAGGUGUGACCCCCGCCAGGCCCCCUCCCCUUUAAAAAUCCAUCUCAUUUUACCACUUCCUUAGAACCCCUGCCCCAAGCCUGGGUUUUUGUUCAUUUUUAAAAACGGACAACCCUGUCCCGUCCGUUUCGGCUUCUCC
Messenger RNA from Tupaia belangeri chinensis (Chinese tree shrew), 2692 nucleotides. It is a transcript of the gene PPP1R9B, whose product is annotated as protein phosphatase 1 regulatory subunit 9B. Gene Ontology annotation, biological process: neuron projection development; calcium-mediated signaling; actin filament organization. The record is from RefSeq and is a predicted model, not a curated record. NCBI's taxonomy places the organism in Eukaryota, Metazoa, Chordata, Mammalia, Scandentia, Tupaiidae. Gene Ontology annotation, cellular component: actin cytoskeleton; postsynaptic density; cytoplasm. Gene Ontology annotation, molecular function: actin filament binding.